AUGGAUCUUCUGGGAGAUAUUGUUGAGAAGGAUACUUUGAACGAGGUUGGAGAGGGCAACUUUAACGUGGCCAAGAAUGGGUUUCCUGAGCUGUAUAAACCGAGUAAGAUAUCAUCUUGGAAACAGAGGUUGAAAGCAAAGAAGCAACAGCAGCAACAGCAAACUAACCCUGAUCCUCCUAAGGAGACUGUAAAGGAGGAGAAGAAACAGAGAUCAGAAGCUGAGUCGAUUCAUGCGGAAAAUAUGGACGUAUUAAACAAUAUGACACAGGAACAAAUUAUGAAUGAACGUAGAGAAUUAUUGGAACAACUAAAUCCGAAAUUGAUUCAGAAUCUGCUCAAGAAUAUUAAUAAGAGGGCUAAAAGUGAAGAUGGGAGCCCUCUAUUUGCUGAAAUUGAAGGUGCUUCGGGUACUUGGGUCGGAGGGUACAAUAAGGACAAUCUUCCUCAUUUGGACGAAGAGCAGGUUAAUGCGGCUCUUGGUAUUACAAACCGUGAAACAUUAGAGUUUGAAGAAGAACAUGAUUUUAAGGAUGCUAAGACCGUCCGGUUCCAGGAACCAGGAGAAGAAGAAGAAGAAGAAAAUGAAGAGGAAGAAAUCCUUGACGAAGAUGAUAUUGCUCCUCUAGAUUACCAAAUGGCUCAAUCUGUCGAUCACACAGCAAAUGAAGACUUAUUGAAAGACGUUCACUUUGUUAGAAACCACAAACAUGACGACGAAGAAGAUAUAGAAUUAGAAAAAUUAGAUAUCAAUGAUCCAAAUUUCAAUGAAAAAUUACAUGAGAAAUAUUUCCCAGACUUACCAAAGGAUAUUGAAAAAUUGAAAUGGAUGCAACAAGUUCAAACUAACGAUCCAAAUAAAGACAUCGUCAUCGAUAGUGUAAAUGAAAUCAGAUUCGAUUUUAAUGGUAAUUUAGUACCGCCAAAUAGGGCAAUCGAAUCGACUACCCAUUCGGGCCUACAUCAUCAUUCUAACAACCCUGAAUUGGCAGGCUAUACGCUUGAGGAAUUGGCUAAACUUUCAAUGUCCACUUUCGCACCACAAAGGUCAAUAGCAGUGCAGACUUUGGGGAGAAUUCUCUACAAAUUGGGGAAAAAAUCAUACUAUCAGUUGGUUCCUGAAGUAGAUGAAGAAACUUACGAACAAGAAGGCACUAAAACCAUUAUGAAUAACAUUUAUUCAAUGUUAUGGGACCUGGUUAAAGAUCUCAACGUAAUCGAAUCUUUAGAACUCGCCGCAGAUGAAUCCAAAACCAGAAAUAUUUCUGUGAGAACUUAUGCUAUUGAUGCUCUAUGGCUAUGGAGAAAGGGUGGUGGAGAUUUCCGGAAGAACAAGAAACAAGAUAUAUAG
Kazachstania africana CBS 2517 is the source of this 1350-nucleotide messenger RNA. RefSeq names its product Rba50p (gene RBA50). Gene Ontology annotation, biological process: transcription by RNA polymerase II. NCBI's taxonomy places the organism in Eukaryota, Fungi, Ascomycota, Saccharomycetes, Saccharomycetales, Saccharomycetaceae. The transcript has a single exon. Gene Ontology annotation, cellular component: nucleus. The coding region runs from base 1 to 1350 and encodes 449 amino acids. The record is from RefSeq and is a predicted model, not a curated record.